AUGACUUCUGCGUCUCCUUCAGCUGCUUCUGCAGGACAAACAGAUGAUAACGACCCGUCGGGUCAGUGGCAGGCCUGUGAGGGUCUCGGUGGGAUCAGAAUACAGAUGAGGGACCCGGAUAAAGCUGCCAUGUACUAUAAAGAUGCCCUUCGACUGCUGUGCAAAUGCCAGGACGUGUCUGGUUCAGUGCAGGAGCGUCUGGUCAGUGAACUGAGUGAAGCGUUACAGCAGAAGCUGCUCCUACAGCAGAGAGGAGCAGCAUCACAACGAACCGUCCCGGAGCGACAUCACAACCGACGGACGACGGCUGUGAGGACAGAUGUCCAGCAGUGGAGGAGAGAGAUGCCAAACGGAGAGAACGCACCCCCAGACGGGAAGCAGCACAGCCAAACCACGACAUCAUCAGAGACACACCUGCAGCAAGAACAAGAACAAGCUGAUCAUCACAGUGCACUUCCAGAGGCCAACAGGAAUCUGAAUAACACGUAUAAUAAAGCAGAGGUGACUCAACAGAUCCUCCCAUCAGAGUCUUCAGGAUCGCGAGCACACGGUGAUGUGUCUGCUGAAUCUGUGAAGCCCAGGCCGGUACAGAUGAACGGCACACACCCAUUGGUCAGGAGCACGGUGGCUCCGCCCCUCACUCAGCCUGACAGCAAUGAGGCCACGCCCCUGGCGAGGAGACUGAAGUCCAGAUUCUGCACAGUCAUGUGACAUAAAGGGUACUAUCUCAAUGGGAAAGAGCUUUUCUAGGGUUUUUAGGGAUUGUGAUUGCCGUGGCGACGCUUCCAGACCGCAAACACAAGGAUUCAAGAUUCAACAUGAACACAAAACUGAAGCAGGACUCGUUAG
Molecule: messenger RNA, 849 nt
Organism: Sinocyclocheilus anshuiensis
Lineage: Eukaryota; Metazoa; Chordata; Actinopteri; Cypriniformes; Cyprinidae
Gene: ttc24
Product: tetratricopeptide repeat domain 24
Exons: 9
Coding region: 1-711 (236 amino acids)
Source: RefSeq, a predicted model, not a curated record